Molecule: messenger RNA, 1630 nt
Organism: Aspergillus novofumigatus IBT 16806
Lineage: Eukaryota; Fungi; Ascomycota; Eurotiomycetes; Eurotiales; Aspergillaceae
Exons: 3
Coding region: 70-1341 (423 amino acids)
Source: RefSeq, a predicted model, not a curated record
UUAUGAUCACCACGACGCAUACACGCCCAUUCCGACUUGAAUGAGUAUCAUUGAAAACCAUACAUUGCCAUGCUGGCUCUUCGUGACCAGGAAAACCUGGUGCAUACUCACCAGACUGUCGCUGCAGCUAAACCCUUGAACCAUGGCGUGAAGCAGUUGCAACCGCGAACCCCGGGAGCCCGCGCACCGAAAACGCCCUUCAAGGUGCCUUUGAACGAUGAAAAUGGCCCUUUGGCGUUUGGAAAGAAAACAGUAAAGGCUGCUGGCAGGCAAAAGGAGAACACAAAACCCGCCAAGGAUGCCUUUGUCACUCCGCUGGAACCUCGAAAUCGUGCACCUCUUGGCAUGAAAACGACCAAUGCAAAGGCGAGAGGCUUACAGACACCAGCAGCGCCGGCAGGCACUAUCAAGCCUGAGAAGACGAACAAGAGAACCUCUACCCAAAAGAUUAGGAAGUUCUCGCCACUAGUUGACCAGCCCAAGAUUGAGUUACAGGGUGAAGAGAGCCAGGAUGAAGUGCCCGAUAUUGAAUAUAUGCCCCCCAAACCGAAAGAGCUCCCUGAUAUCCCUGACGACAUUACUUAUGACACGACGUUUCCUCAGUUUCAGCCCAAGAAUUUGGCCUUGGGAUUGGAAAGUGUUUACGGAGACAAUCAAGUCGGAGAGGAUGGUCUUACCAAACGACAGCGCAAAUUCCAGGAGGACUCAAUUGCGUUCGACAAAAAGGUGGACGAAAUGAUCUUGAAGCAGCUUGAAGAGAUUGGAUUCGAGGACAAGACGGAAUUGAACCCUCCCAGCGAGCCUCAUGUGGAAGAGGUACCUAAACGACGCCUCGAGGUGCGCCGUGCUGUAUCGACUAUGACGAAGCCCAGGUAUACCAGCAAUAUCUCUACUGUCCGUGCUCGCGAUGCAGUUGCUGUACUGUCCAGGGUUGAGCCCUCGGGUGCACGAGCGAGGCCCGCGGCGAUGUCAAAGCCGAAACCCAGAGUCGCAUCAUCUCUCUUGACAUCUAGGAGGCCCCGAGUGCCGAGCAAUCUGUCCUCCAUGCGUCACACUGCGGCCACUGCCAACUCCAAAACGACCCUGGGCUAUUCAAAGGGCCGGACUGUGUCCUCCAGAUUACAUGGAAAGCCGUCAACUACUCCGGAGAGGUCGGUCCUGUCGCCUGAAACAUACAUCGAAUUGUACGGGAUGCCUCCGCUGGGUUCGGAGAUGUGGUACCGCUGCAAGGCUGCAGGCUGUUUUGAUAGCGAGGAGGAUCGACUGGCGGCCGAAGCUGAAAGAAAUCUCCCGACCUUUGGGGAAGAUGAAGAGGCGCAGAAUUUCCAGCUCACGCUUUGAGUUUGGACAACGCCAAACGUACCCUAGAGUCAUGGUUCAGGAGCAUUCUAAGGAAGUCUUUUACUUUUCUACUCGUCUUCACUUUUCAGGGAUUGGGAUGGUCGGCGUGCAUGAAUGAAUGGCAAGAUUACAGUAGGGCAAACCGACCGGGACGGAAGCGGCGUUUCUUGACCUUUGCUUUUUGCGUACUGAUGACACUACGAGGCUUCACGAUUCACAGCCGGUAUCUUGUAUGAUUUAGAUCCCUUUUCAGGGAUAGCUUUCCAACUGUAGGAGGUAGCAAUUCGAU